This is a messenger RNA of Kalmanozyma brasiliensis GHG001, 630 nucleotides long. RefSeq lists its product as uncharacterized. The transcript has a single exon. Bases 1 to 630 code for a protein of 209 amino acids. The record is from RefSeq and is a predicted model, not a curated record. Lineage: Eukaryota; Fungi; Basidiomycota; Ustilaginomycetes; Ustilaginales.
AUGCAGUCUCGUGCCCACCUAAAGUCAAAUCGUGCGCUGCGGAAGCCGAAGCGGCUUUCGUCCCUCGCCCGGGUCCUUGGCAAGGUGGAAGCAGCGGACUUAUCACUCGAUGGCGGUUCCGGGAGCACAGAGGCCGGGCUGGAAGGCGUCCUCAGCGUCAGCCGCGGUAGCCAUCAGCAAGAAGAAGAGAUGCUGCAAAACGCGGCCCACAUGAAGUUAGGGUUCCUAAUGCCGACCGUCAAGCCUGUACGCGGACCUUUGUCGGCUCGGCUCAAGGAAUGGGAUGGCCAGGAUGCGAGCAAGGUGCCAUCUGAGGGAAAUUUGCGCCAGAUGGAGGCGGAUCUGGUCACGAUCGAGCGGCUGCUCACCGAGCAUAGUGGUUCAAGGACCGGGAGCAAGCCGGCAGCGUCGAAGCAGGUUCAGCAGCUCCAAGCAGAAGCUGAGCAGCUGAGGAAGAAGAUCAAGUCGACAGCGAAAGCACUUGCUCUGGCUGACGCUCAGAAGCAGCUCGACAACGUUCCUAUCCAGCACCUCGCCGACUUGAUCGCUGCAGCUCAGGAUUCGGAACGAGUACUGCUGGGCAAGAAUAGGUGGACACGGCGCAAGAAUGGCGACUUUCUCCCUGCAUAG